Molecule: messenger RNA, 658 nt
Organism: Contarinia nasturtii (swede midge)
Lineage: Eukaryota; Metazoa; Arthropoda; Insecta; Diptera; Cecidomyiidae
Exons: 2
Coding region: 14-457 (147 amino acids)
Source: RefSeq, a predicted model, not a curated record
AUAUCAUUUCAGUAUGAAUCGAACUUUAUUCAGUGUCACUCCUCAGCCACCUCUACAUAGUUGUAUACUCACAACUUAUUUUAGUCACAAACAGUUUGAAUUCAGAAUGAUUCGAUUUUUCAUUUUAACAUUACUUUUUUGUGGAGCGUUUUCAACACCCGGUAUUCUGAGUGAUUUGCGUAAUGUUAGUUUGGCACUUAAAGUAUUUCAUAGAAUGAACGAAAGUCUGAACGAAGUGAUUGAACAUUUGAAAGAUUCGUUGGCCAACGGGAAAACCCAGUACAAAGAUGAGGAAAUGCUUCAACUCAUCGAAAAAAUUACUAGCACCAUCGUUGAAGAUUAUUCUGAUGGAAACGGAGAAGGUGAUUCGUAUCAAAUUGGUGAUGAAGCAAACCAACUCGACGAAAAUGAUUUUGACUGUAAAAACGAUGACUAUAUACUCGAACGAGAGCUUUGAAAGUAGUUUACGUUUUACUCAAAUUUGAAUAGACCAAUUUUAGUUUCUAUGACGUAAGGUAACACUUGUACAAAUACAACAUUAAACAAGCAAUCAUUGGGUUUUUUGAAGGGCUCGCAUGUUUCUGCAUCGUUUUGAAUAAUUGCGUUUCAAUCUAUGGUUCACAAUUUUACCCAAAUAAAAUGUUUCCAAGAAAUAAAA